CUGAGUCACACCAGGAAGAGCCAACACCCAAGAGACUUCAACUACGCACUUUUCUCUGAGACACUUUGGACUCUUCAGAUCUGCUCAGUGGCUUCAUGCGUCGCCUCCUCCUGAGGGUCUGAGAUCACAUGAACCUGGACUGAGCAUGGAUCAGAGAGAGACCAGAGAGGACGGAGCCCCUCCCUCUAAAAAAGCUCACAGACCUGCUCCUGGGGCCAGGGCCGUCUCAUUCAAGAGUGAUGACUCUAUGAAACGAUGGAUUGAGUUUAAAAGAAAACAUGGUCCAGAGAUCCACCAGAAACAUCCUCCACCUGAACCUGGUCCCAUCUGUGAGUCCCUCAGGAGUGACCGGUCUAUGGAUCCUCCACCUAAGUUUUCCACAGAACCAGUGGAGCAGCAGGGUCCAGAGGUCUCCAGUGGUCAGCACCAUCAGACACAGCUGGACUCCAUAUUUAAGCUUCUGGAGGAGGACAUCUGCACUUUUGUCCAGAAGGAGCUGAAGAAGCUCCACAAGGUUCUGAGUACAGAUUACCCAGAAUGCUUAGAGCCUGAGGAGGAUGAAGAGCAGAGGAGCAGCAGUGAGGCUGUUCUGAAGAUCACACUGAACUUCCUGAGGAGGAUGAAGCAGAAGGAGCUGGCUGAGCGUCUGAGGAGCAGGAGUUAUUCUGGAGUUUGUCAGCGUAAACUGAAGUCUAACCUGCAGCAGAAGUUUGAGUGUGUGUUUGAGGGCAUCGCUAAAGCAGGAAACCCCACCCUUCUGAAUCAGAUCUACACAGAGCUCUACAUCACAGAGGGAGGGUCUUCAGAGGUCAACCAGGAACAUGAGGUAAGACACAUGGAAACAGCCUCCAGGAAACCAGACCCAGCAGAGACACCCAUCACAUGUGAAGACAUGUUUAAAGGCCCAGCUCACAUACAUGGACCAAUCAGAACAGUGCUGACAAAGGGAGUGGCUGGCAUCGGGAAAACAGUGCUCACUCAGAAGUUCAGUCUGGACUGGGCUGAAGGCAAAGCCAACCAGGACAUACAGCUGCUGUUCCCGUUCACUUUCAGAGCACUCAAUGUGCUGAAGGAGAGAAGCUUCAGCUUGGUGACACUUGUUCAUCACUUCUUUAGUCAAACACAAACAGAACUCUGCACCUUUGAAGACCUCCAGGUGCUCUUCAUCUUUGAUGGUCUGGACGAGUGCAGACUUCCUCUGGACUUCACCAAAACCAAGGCCCUGACCGACCCCACAGAGUCCACCUCACUGCACGUGCUGCUGGUAAACCUCAUCAGGGGGAUCCUGCUUCCCUCCGCUCGCCUCUGGAUAACCACACGACCUGCGGCGGCCAAUCAGAUCCCUCCAUGGUGCAUCUCCAUGGUGACAGAGGUCAGAGGGUUCACCGACCCACAGAAGGAGCAGUACUUUAGGAAGAGGUUCAGAGACGAGGCCGACACAAUCAUCUCCCACAUCAAGACGUCCAGAAGCCUCCACAUCAUGUGCUACAUGCCAAUCUUCUGCUGGAUCGCUGCCACAGUCCUGGAGCAUGUGUUGAAAAGCAGAGAGAGAGAAGAGCUGCCCAAGACCCUGACUCAGAUGUACAUCCACUUCCUGGUGGUUCAGGCCAAAGUCAAGAACAUCAAGUAUGAAGAAGGAUCUGAGACAGACCCACACUGGAGUCCAGAGACCAGGAAGAUGGUGGAGUCUCUGGGAAAACUGGCCUUUGAGCAGCUGCAGAAAGGAAACCUGAUCUUCUACGAGUGUGACCUGAGGGAGUGUGGACUGGACGCUGCAGCGGCCUCAGUGUACUCUGGAGUGUUCACACAGGUCUUUAGAGAGGAGCCAGGCCUGUACCAGGACAAGGUCUACUGCUUCAUCCAUCUGAGUGUGCAGGAGUUUCUGGCUGCUCUUCACGUCUAUCAGAGCUUCUUCAGCUCAGGGGAGAACCUGCUGGAGCCACCACACUCCUCUGAGAGUCCAAAAUCUACCUGUCAUGAGACUGAGUACCAUUCCAAUUCAAAGAAGGAGUUCCCUGUCCCCUCUGAGAGUCCAGACCCUGACUCAGCCUUCUAUUGCUCUGCUGUGGACCAGGCCUUACAGAGUCCAAAUGGACACCUGGACCUGCUCCUCCGCUUCCUCCUGGGACUUUCACUGUCGACCAAUCAGAGCCUUCUACAAGGUCUGAUGACACAGACAGGAAACAGCUCCAAGACCAAUCAGGAAACAGCUGAGUACAUAGAGAAGAGGCUGAGUGAGAAUGUGUCUGCAGAGAGGAGCAUCAACCUGCUCCACUGUCUGAAUGAACUGAAUGAUCGUUCUCUGGUGGAGGAGGUCCAACAGUACCUGAGGUCAGGACUUCUGUCUGAAGAAGAUCUGUCUCCUGCUGAGUGGUCAGCUCUGGCCUUCAUCUUACUGUCAUCAGAAGACGAUCUGGACCAGUUUGAGCUGAAGAAAUACUGUGCUUCAGAGGAGGCUCUCCUGAGGCUGAUGCCAGUGGUCAAGGCCUCCAACAAAGCUCUACUGACCCACUGUGACCUGUCAGAGAGAAGCUGUGAAGUUCUGUCCUCAGUCCUCAGCUCCCAGUCCUCUAGUCUGACAGUCCUGGAUCUCAGUCACAACGACUUGAAGGACUCAGGGCUGGAGAUGUUGUCUGUUGGUCUGAAGAGUCCUCACUGUAAACUGGAACGGCUCAGUCUGUCCCUCUGUGGACUGUCCCCUCACAGCUGUGGGCCUCUGGCCUCAGUCCUCAGCUCCUCCAGUCUCACACACCUGGACCUCACUCACAACGACCUCCAGGACUCAGGAGUGGAGCUGCUGUGUUCUGGACUGAAGAGCGCCCCCUGCAGACUGGAGACGCUCAGGCUGUCUGGAUGUCUGGUCUCACAGAGGGGCGGGGCUGCUCUGGCCUCAGCUCUGAGCUCCGCCCCCUCCCACCUGAGAGAGUUAGACCUGAGCUACAACCAUCCAGGACCCUCAGCCGAGCUCCUGACCGCUCUACAGGACCAGCGCCCCCUGCUGUGUGUCAGACUGGACCAUGCUGGAGCUGUGAGGUUAACCCCAGGACUCAGAAAGUAUUUCUGUGAUCUCACUCUGGAUCCAAACACAGCUCAGAUAAAUCUCAAACUGUCUGACAACAACAAGAAGGUGACACGUGUGACAGAGGAGCAGCCGUAUCCAGAUCAUCAGGACAGAUUUGAGACCUGGAAUCAGAUUCUGUGUUCCACUGGUCUGACUGGUCGCUGUUACUGGGAGGUCCAGUGGAGUGGAAAGGUUUAUAUAUCAGUGUCUUGCAGAGAAAUCAGAAGGAAAGGAGCCAGUUUUGACUGUGUGUUUGGAUGGAAUGAUCAGUCCUGGAGUCUGGAGUGUUCUGAAGAUGGUUUCUCUGUUUAUCAUAAUGACAAUGAAACCCCCCUCCCUCAGUCUUGGUCCUCCUCUUCUGGGACAGUCUCAGUGUUUGUGGACUGUCCUGCUGGCUCUCUGUCCUUCUACACAGUCUCCUCUGACCAACUGACCCACCUCCACACCUUCAACUCCACCUUCAACACCCCCGGCCCUCACACUCUGUUCCCUGGGUUUACUCUCUUGUUUUCUGACUCCUCAGUGUCUCUGUGUCGCACAGACUCAUCCUCCUCUGUGUAAAAUACAACAAAUCUGUACAAAAAUCACUGGAAAUGUUCAUUUAUUUACUUUUUUUAAAGUCCCAGUUUAAAAAUAAAGAGUAAAAAGUGACAGUAUUUGUUUCAUAUUUUCAGAUCUAAUAAAUCUCCAAAUGUGGUGAUUUUAAUAAAGAUUUGAGCUGAAUUUU
Molecule: messenger RNA, 3788 nt
Organism: Periophthalmus magnuspinnatus
Lineage: Eukaryota; Metazoa; Chordata; Actinopteri; Gobiiformes; Gobiidae
Product: NACHT, LRR and PYD domains-containing protein 3-like
Exons: 12
Coding region: 146-3622 (1158 amino acids)
Molecular function (GO): protein binding
Source: RefSeq, a predicted model, not a curated record